UGAAAGUAUCAAAUUUACAGGAUAUUUACAGGAUAUGGAAUCGGCAUAAUGUAGCUUUCUGAGAAAUAAUGAUUUUCAAAACGACUAUUUUUAUAAUGUGAUAAGAACUUACACAAGAUGAUUGCUCUAUCCAAUUUUUUUUAUCUAUAAUUGCAAUUUUACAUUAUCGACUCAGCUACAAUGAUAGCACUGAAUGUCACUAUAAGACCGAUUCAUAUGUAUCCAUUGCUCUAGUAACAUUUCUAAACGGAAAUGACGUUUAACAUUCAACAACAGCGCUGAUAUAUUUGAAAAUCAUGGCGCAAAACAAUAAAAAUUGUAUGGAAUUACCAUUCAAUCGGAACAUUAGUUAUAGCCAACGAAUGAAGACAAAAGAAUUUUGGAAAUUUUUGGAGAACGAAAGUAACCUGAAACCUUACGUAGUAUUACCAGACAAAAUAUUUUCGAAAGACGAUGCCAUUCGAGUUGUUCCCGUACCAACAAAAAGAAUAUGGUACGAUCAAUAUAAAAUAUUUGAAGAACAUGGAUUGGACAAAGCAGCGUUUGCAGCGUAUCCACAAUGUAAAACGUGUUCCACUAAAUAUAACUGCGGAUCUUCAGAUUCCACCUGCAAGGAUGAACAAUCGUAUGAGGAGUUAUUACAGGAUAUGCAAACUUUUGAUAAAAAGCUGCAGGAUAAAGCAAAUAGUGAUACUGAAAUAAUGUAAAAGCAAUAAUUACAAAUCCUACAAAUUACUAUGAUAUUGUAACAAGGUAGAAUAUAGAUGAACAGGAUAUUACACAGGGACUAAGAUUACGAGGUUCCGGGGAGUAUCGAAUUUCUGUGGUGCAGGAGGUCAACGCUGUUUGGUUUGAGCAAGGUGCUCUACCACAAGACCCAUGAAACGGCCUCGAGGAUGCAGAAUCCUUGCACAACAUCUGGCUCUCCAAAUCUCUUACCUUAUGUACCUUUUUACUGUCAGUCCAUCGCGCGUCCAAAAAUGUGUACCAUGCGAAUACCGGACAUCAGACAAGUUGGAAUUAAAUUUAAAAUUCCUAGAAUGUGUAGUAAUCACUAGGUUUAACGAGACAAGUGUCUCUUUUUUACUUCCCA
Messenger RNA from Osmia lignaria (orchard mason bee), 1093 nucleotides. RefSeq lists its product as uncharacterized. The record is from RefSeq and is a predicted model, not a curated record. NCBI's taxonomy places the organism in Eukaryota, Metazoa, Arthropoda, Insecta, Hymenoptera, Megachilidae.